CUCAUUUUUCGAGCUCGUGCGGGGCGCGUUCUGUCCGAAAGAGCGCGUGAGAAUCUGCGUUCGUUCCCUCGCGGUAAGUUUGUGUGCGGAGCAGCGCUCGUUUCUCUUCUUGUCCUAUUACAAGUCUCCAGAAACCGAGUUCAAGGAGGACGAUCUUCUACCUCAACGAGUUUAAAAACCACAGCGCUUGAUUCUCACUGAAAACUCUUCUCGUCGUGAUCAGUGAAAUCAUGUCUGCCUCAGCGGCUAAAGUCAGUAAAAAGGAACUGAACUCGAACCACGACGGAGGGGACGAGACUUCGGAAAAAGAGCAGCAAGAAGCCAUCGAGCACAUCGAUGAAGUACAGAAUGAAAUCGACAGACUGAACGAGCAGGCGAGUGAGGAAAUUCUCAAAGUUGAACAGAAAUACAACAAACUUCGCCAGCCGUUCUUCCAGAAGAGGUCAGAACUCAUAGCCAAAAUCCCCAACUUUUGGGUCACAACAUUUGUCAACCACCCACAAGUCUCAGCCCUUCUUGGGGAGGAGGAUGAGGAGGCGCUUCACUAUCUGACCAGAGUAGAAGUGACGGAGUUUGAAGACAUCAAAUCUGGCUACAGAAUAGAUUUUUACUUCGAUGAAAACAUGUAUUUUGAGAACAAAGUCCUCUCCAAAGAAAUUCACCUGAAUGAAAGUGGAGACCCAACCUCAAAGUCAACAGAGAUCAAAUGGAAACCAGGAAAAGACCUCACAAGUCGGUCCAGUCAGACACAGAGUAAAGCGGGCAAGAAGAGGCAGCAUGAAGAACCUGAGAGUUUCUUCACCUGGUUUAAUGAUCACGCUGAUUCAGGGGCGGAUGAGUUGGGCGAAGUUAUUAAAGAUGACAUCUGGCCGAAUCCUCUUCAGUACUACUUGGUUCCAGACAUGGAGGAUGAGGAAGGAGAGGGUGAGGAUGAGGACGACGACGAGGAAGGUCUGGAUGAUAUUGAUGAAGAGGGAGAAGAUGAUGGAGAGGAAGAGGAGGAUGAUGAUGGAGAGGAUGAUGAUGGCGAGGAUGACUGAAGCUGAAAUAGAGGAAUAUUAUCCACAUUUCCCCAGUCCUGUUUCCAAAUUGCUUCUUUGGCUUUUUUGUUGUUUUUUGGGGAGCAAGAUGCUUCUUUUUCCUCUGUUUUUUGAUUUUGAGCUCCAUCUUUCCUCUAUCCUGAACUUGCCAUGUUGAAGUCCCCCGAACAGACUCAAAAUAAACUGACUGCAAAAUCUUGCCGACAUGGCAUCUACCAUCUCAAUUUCCAAAUGCAUUUCGAGGUAAUAAGCAAAACACUGUAGUUAUCGGCCGCAUGUCGUCUGGAGUAGACUUGCGAAUAGUGUUUUCUGUUUGGUUUUUUUUAUUUUUAUUAUUAUUAUAAAUAUAUAUGUACAAAUAUGUAUAAUUUCUUCCUGUUAAAGUUUUGUGUGGUUAAUUGAUCAGAAGCCAUGGUGCGCAGUGAUCUGCUAGCUCUAGCGUUCUCCACCGUUUUGUUACUUUAUUCUUGAUAUUUAAACCCUUCAUGGUUUAAUCAGCAGAUAGACAACAGUAGUGAAUCCCUGUUACCUCUUGUAACCGUGUCUGUUCAGGAGGGCUGAGGAAAAGAGGGUAUGUGGGCACCAUCAUUGAGUCUUUGAUUUUUAUCUUGUCUUGUUUUACAGACGUUCACCAGAUUUGAAAUGGAUUACAUUUUUGAUAAAAUAAAAUAUUAAAAAAAGGA
Molecule: messenger RNA, 1723 nt
Organism: Onychostoma macrolepis
Lineage: Eukaryota; Metazoa; Chordata; Actinopteri; Cypriniformes; Cyprinidae
Gene: seta
Product: SET nuclear proto-oncogene a
Exons: 8
Coding region: 231-1040 (269 amino acids)
Biological process (GO): nucleosome assembly
Cellular component (GO): chromatin; nucleus
Molecular function (GO): histone binding; chromatin binding
Source: RefSeq, a predicted model, not a curated record